CAUAUCUAUUUGGAAUAGAUUUGAGGUCGAACAGUUCUGCACAUUUGCCAUUUCUUAGGCGAACACCCUGUUUUUUUUUUUCUUUUUCCUGCGAUGGAAGUUCUUCUGAUCGGAAUGAGAUAGAUUCAUGAGGUUUUAGACGAUUUUGAAAACAGAAAAAGAAAUUAGAAGCAUUGGUGAAUCGAAUUGCGAACCAACAGAACAGAAAAGUUGAGCGGAGGACAAACAGAGAGCAUUGCAAUCAAGCAGAGUCGAAGGGAUCAAUCGAACAAUCAUGGCGGAUUCGUCGGGGACGACGCUAAUGGAUCUGAUUACCGCCGAUCCAUCAAAAGCGUCGUCGGGAUCGUCCUCCACAAACGCUGCAUUGGCCGCGCCAUCAACGAUUAGUUCAUCUUCAAUUUCCGCCUCAAGUGCUCUGCCCUCUACACUGGGGAGGCCGGCGGGGGAGAAGAGGUCUAAGAGGGCGGCACUGAUGCAGAUCCAGAAUGACACAAUUUCUGCUGCUAAAGCCGCUUUGAAUCCUGUGAGGACCAACAUGAUGCCGCAGAGGCUGAGCAAGAAGAAGCCUGUUUCUUAUGCCCAAUUAGCUAGGAGUAUCCAUGAACUCGCUGCUACUUCGGAUCAGAAAAGCUCCCAGAAGCAGUUAGUUCAUCAUGUAUUCCCAAAACUUGCCGUCUACAAUUCAGUUGAUCCUUCGUUGGCACCUUCUCUGCUCAUGUUAAAUCAGCAGUGUGAAGAUAGGAGUGUGCUCCGUUACGUAUACUAUUAUUUAGCCAGAAUUUUAUCAGAUACUAGUGCACAAGGUGUAAGUACAGGUGGUGGGAUUCCAACACCUAACUGGGAUGCUUUAGCUGAUAUUGAUGCAGUCGGGGGGGUGACUCGAGCUGAUGUUGUACCCGGAAUAGUUAAUCAGCUUGUAACUGAGGCCUCUAAUCCUGAUGUUGAAUUUCAUGCUAGAAGACUACAAGCACUAAAGGCUUUAACCUAUGCUCCUUCAAGCAGCUCUGAGAUUUUGUCCCAACUAUAUGAAAUUGUUUUUUCAAUCCUUGAUAAGGUCGCCGAUGCUCCUUACAAACGCAAGAAAGGGGUACUUGGGAUUAAAGGUGGAGAUAAGGAGUAUGUGAUGAGGAGCAAUUUGCAACAAGCGGCGCUUAGUGCAUUGAGAAGACUUCCCCUUGAUCCUGGAAAUCCUGUAUUUCUGCAUCGUGCCGUACAGGGAGUGUCAUUUACUGAUCCAAUUGCUGUGAGACAUGCAUUGGAAAUGCUUUCGGAGCUAGCUGCAAGAGAUCCUUAUGCAGUUGCAAUGUCACUAGGAAAACUUGUACAACAUGGAGGAGCAUUACUGGAUGUUCUCCAUUUGCAUGAUGUUCUUGCCAGAGUUUCGCUAGCACGGUUGUGUCAUUCAGUAUCGAGAGCUCGAGCAUUGGAUGAGCGGCCAGAUAUUAAGUCGCAGUUCAACUCGGUGCUUUAUCAGCUUCUUCUUGAUCCCAGUGAAAGAGUCUGUUUUGAGGCAAUAUUAUGUGUACUAGGAAAAUCAGACAACUCGGAUAGGACUGAAGAGCGAGCUGCUGGUUGGUAUCGUCUGACAAGGGAGUUUCUCAAGCUGCCACAAGCGCCGUCGAAGGGAGCUUUCAGAAAUAAAUCUCAGAAGACAAGACGUCCUCAACCUCUCAUCAAACUUGUAAUGAGAAGGUUAGAAAGUUCGUUUCGUAGUUUCUCAAGGCCUGUUCUUCAUACAGCGGCACGAGUCGUACAAGAGAUGGGAAGAAGUCGGGCUGCUGCAUUUUCCUUAGGCCUACAGGAUAUGGAUGAAGGAGCUUUUGUUAAUUCAUUUUAUGAGGGAGCUGAACAGGAUUCUGAUGCUAAAGGAAACUCACAUUCUGAAAAUAUACGGAGAUCUGCUUCAGUGGCGAAUGGACGGGGAGAGAAAGAUACGAUUGCUAGUCUGCUGGCUUCGUUAAUGGAAGUAGUACGAACAACAGUAGCAUGUGAAUGUGUCUAUGUUCGAGCCAUGAUAAUGAAGGCCUUGAUAUGGAUGCAAAGUCCCCAUGAUUCAUUUGAUGAACUUGAAUCCAUGAUUGCAUCAGAGCUUUCUGACCCAGCCUGGCCAGCAGCAUUGUUAAAUGAUAUUUUACUUACUUUGCACGCUCGAUUUAAGGCAACACCCGAUAUGGCUGUCACUCUUCUUCAAAUCGCUCGAGUUUUUGCAACUAAAGUUCCCGGGAAAAUUGAUGCAGAUGUCUUGCAACUACUAUGGAAAACGUGCCUUAUUGGAGCUGGUUCUGACUGGAAGCACACAGCUUUGGAAGCAGUAACCUUAGUUCUAGAUCUUCCUCCACCACAACCUGGCUCUAUGACAUCGAUUACUUCAGUCGACCGUGUUUCAGCUUCUGAUCCUAAGUCAGCACUGGCUUUGCAGCGAUUGGUGCAAGCUGCUGUGUGGUUUCUUGGAGAGAAUGCAAAUUAUGCUGCAUCUGAGUAUGCUUGGGAAUCAGCAACCCCGCCUGGUACAGCAUUGAUGAUGUUAGAUGCAGAUAAAAUGGUUGCUGCUGCUGGCUCUCGCAAUCCUACGCUUGCUGGUGCGUUGACUCGUCUUCAAAGGAGUGCCUUCAGUGGAAGCUGGGAGGUUCGUCUAAUUGCUGCUCAAGCUCUUACAACAGUGGCCAUCAGGUCCGGUGAGCCAUAUAGGCUGCAGAUUUAUGACUUCUUACAUUCUUUAGCCCAAGGUGGUCUACAGUCUCAAUUUUCAGAGAUGCAUCUUAGCAAUGGUGAGGAUCAAGGAGCCAGUGGUACUGGCCUCGGAGUUUUAAUUAGUCCAAUGAUUAAAGUGCUCGACGAAAUGUAUCAAGCUCAAGACGAUUUGAUAAAAGAUAUUCGCUAUCAUGACAACACUAAGAAAAAAUGGACGGAUGAGGAUCUUAAGAAGCUAUAUAAAACCCAUGAAAGAUUGUUGGAUCUUGUUUCACUAUUUUGCUAUGUUCCUAGAGCGAAGUACCUACCUUUGGGGCCAAUAAGUGCAAAGCUGAUUGACAUCUAUAGGACAGAACACAAUAUAAGUGCAUCAACUGGUUUGAGUGAUCCAGCCGUUGCUACUGGCAUUUCUGAUCUUAUUUAUGAAUCAAAACCUGCAACCAAUGAGCCAGAUGCUCUUGAUGACGACCUAGUGAAUGCUUGGGCAGCCAAUCUUGGUGACGAUGGGCUGCUAGGAAGCAGUGCACCAGCAAUGAGCAGAGUUAAUGAAUUUCUUGCUGGUGCUGGAACCGAUGCGCCUGACGUCGAUGAAGAGAAUAUCGUCUCUCGGCCAUCGGUUAGUUAUGAUGACAUGUGGGCAAAAACUCUCUUAGAGAGUUCGGAACUAGAGGAAGAUGAUGCACGGUCGUCUGGAACGUCCUCUCCUGAGUCGACAGGCUCAGUUGAAACUUCCAUAUCUUCUCACUUUGGUGGAAUGAACUAUCCUUCAUUGUUUAGUUCACGACCUUCCUAUGGCGGUAUCCAAACUUCGGAAAGAUCAGGAGCAAGCAGGUUUAGUAAUCCAACAAUACACGAGGGUUUAAAUUCUCCGAUCAGGGAAGAUCCCCUUCCAUAUUCACCUUGUGAUAUGCAACGGUACGAAUCAUUUGAGAACCCCUUAGCAGGGUGUGACGCUCAGAGUUUUGGAUCUCAAGAAGACCGUGCCUCGUCUGGAAAUCCACAACAUGGAUCCGCUCUCUAUGACUUCACUGCUGGUGGUGAUGAUGAGUUAAGUUUAACGGCUGGUGAAGAGGUUGAAAUUGAGUACGAAGUGGAUGGCUGGUUCUAUGUGAAAAAGAAACGUCCAGGGAGGGAUGGUAAAAUGGCGGGGCUUGUCCCCGUACUUUAUGUUAAUCAAUCGUAAUUUCAUGCUGUGAUCUGACCAGAAAGUUCGAUUAGCGACCUUUCCAUGUGUCCCCGACAUUGCGACAUGCCUUGCGAGCUCUUCUCCCUCUCCAUUCUUUAUUUGUUGCACUUCCAGGAUGAUCUAUCAAUUGGUUCUGUAGCUACUGCAAUUGGCUUGAUCAUUGAAUUGCUGCAUCCACAUGUGAUGUGUGCUUUGUUAUUCUUCGUUUAUAGUAUGAUUGUUGUGACAACGAAGGUGUUAUCCAAUUAUUUCUUAUUGAGUUAGAUUUACAUGCUCUUUA
Molecule: messenger RNA, 4157 nt
Organism: Cucurbita maxima (winter squash)
Lineage: Eukaryota; Viridiplantae; Streptophyta; Magnoliopsida; Cucurbitales; Cucurbitaceae
Exons: 27
Coding region: 275-3874 (1199 amino acids)
Molecular function (GO): protein binding
Source: RefSeq, a predicted model, not a curated record